ACACCGCAAGACUCAGGACCAGCAAGCACAAUGGCCCCCAAGAUCCGCCACGCCGCCCCCGCCUUCACCGCCGACGCCGUCGUCGACGGAGAGUUCAAGACUGUGUCGCUGUCCGACUACAAGGGCAAGUACGUCGUGCUCUUCUUCUACCCCAUGGACUUUACCUUCGUGUGCCCCACGGAGAUCAUCGCAUUCAGCGAGAAGGCGGCGGAGUUCCGUAAGCUUGGCUGUGAGGUGCUGGGCUGCAGCGUGGACUCCAAGUUCUCGCACCUGGCGUGGAUCAACACUCCCCGCAAGCAGGGCGGUCUGGGCGAGCUGGACAUCCCUCUCCUUGCCGACUUUAACAAGGAGAUCUCCCAGGCGUACGACGUCCUGAUCGACGUGGGUGAGGAGACCGGUGCCACCUUCCGUGGUCUGUUCAUCAUCGACGGUGAGGGCAAGCUGCGUCAGAGCACCAUCAACGACUGCCCCGUUGGUCGCAACGUGGACGAGAUCCUUCGUCUGGUGGAGGCUUUCCAGUUCACGGAUGAGCACGGUGAGGUGUGCCCGGCUGGCUGGAAGAAGGGCAAGAAGACCAUCAAGCCCACGGUGGACGCGUCGAAGGAAUACUUCGAAGCCGCUAACUAAACCGAAGGUGGACGUGUGGGGUUCCAAAUGAGCAGCGAUAAACACUAGAUACGUCGCAAUACAAGUUAAGUUACAGCAGAUGGCCGAGUUAUCAUUCAAUUUCGGACAACGUGCCUAUUAUAAACUGCAAUACUGGACAAUCUGUCGACU
Molecule: messenger RNA, 777 nt
Organism: Phytophthora infestans T30-4
Lineage: Eukaryota; Oomycota; Peronosporomycetes; Peronosporales; Peronosporaceae
Product: peroxiredoxin-2
Exons: 1
Coding region: 31-627 (198 amino acids)
Biological process (GO): response to oxidative stress; hydrogen peroxide catabolic process; cell redox homeostasis
Cellular component (GO): cytosol
Molecular function (GO): thioredoxin peroxidase activity
Source: RefSeq, a predicted model, not a curated record